AUGAGGCUUGGAGUCGCUCUCCAGGUGGUCCUCUGUGGCCUGUGUCUAACUCUGGCGCUCCUUGGGGAAGGCAUGGCUAGUCCUGGCCCACCAGCUGUGGACUGUGCAUGGAGCCGCUGGUCAGAGUGGAGUUCUUGUGAUCCCUGCACGAAAACCCGAAGGCGUUCUCGAAGUGUAGAAACAUUUGGCCAGUUUGAGGGUAGAUCCUGCCAGGAUGCAAUAGGAGACAGGCAGUUCUGUGAAACUGAUGAUGUAUGCGAGUUGCCACCUCCCCCUCAAUGCUCAGACUCUGAGUUCCAGUGCGAGUCAGGGUCUUGCAUUAAAAAGAGGUUAAUGUGCAACGGGGACUAUGACUGUGAGGACGGAUCCGAUGAGGACUGUGAAGCAGGGCGUAAACCCUGUGGUGCAGCAGCCCUUGAUAGCAAUGAGCAAGGCAGAACAGCAGGAUACGGAAUCAACAUCUUGGGUUCAGAUCCUCGAAUGAACCCCUUCAACAAUGAUUACUUCAAUGGGAGAUGUGAUCGAGUGAGGAAUCCAAACAUCGGGACGUAUGACAGGCUGCCCUGGAACAUCGGUGUCCUCAGCUAUCAGACUUUAGUGGAGGAGAAAGCAUCCAAAGAAGUCUAUGAAAGCACACACACCCUUCUGCGGGAAAUCCUAAAUGAAAAGAGUUUUGACCUUGAUGCUGGACUUUCUUUCAAAUUCAAAACAACUGAGAUGUCUAUGUCCAAUUCUUCGCUAAAUCUUAAUGUAGACUUUAAGUAUGGAAGGACAGCCAUGAUCAAAGAGGUCUCUGAGAACACCAAAAUCAAGAACAACUCCUUUAUACGGGUGAAGGGCAAAGUACAGCUGAGCACCUACAGGAUGCGUUCUCGUGACCUCAGAGUAGCAGAUGAGUUCCUGGAGCAUGUCAAAUCUUUACCUUUGCAGUACGAGAAGGGUAUUUAUUUUGCCUUCCUGGAAGACUACGGAACCCAUUACACUAAAAAUGGGAAGUCAGGCGGCGAAUAUGAAUUGAUCUAUGUCCUCAACCACGAUGCCAUUUUGCAGAGAAAUUUGACAGAGAGAGACGUUCAAGAAUGUGUCACAGUAGGCAUUGGAGCAGAAUUAAAUAUUCUGACUUUCGUGAAUAUGACGGAUAUUGGUGGGCGCGUUAAGCCUAAACACUGUACAAAUAACAAAGAUAGCAAGGAAGAGAAGAGUCAAGGAAAAGCACUGGUGGAUGACGUGAUGACAUCAGUCAAAGGAGGGACUCUGGAAAGUGCUGUUUCUAUGAGGGCUAAAUUAAAUAAGGAUGGAGUGAUGGAUGUUGCUACAUAUCAGCAAUGGGCCCGGACCAUCGCAGAUGCCCCUGCACUGCUCCACAGUGACCCAGAGCCCAUCUACAUGUUAAUUCCACUGGAAAUCCCAGAUGCUAACUCCAGGAUAUCAAACUUGAAGCAGGCUAUAGCAGACUAUGUGGCAGAAUAUAAUGUUUGUAAGUGCAAGCCCUGUCAAAAUGGAGCCAGUCUUGUUCUGAUAGAUGGGAAGUGUAUGUGUCUGUGCCCUGAGCUGUUUGAAGGCAUCGCCUGCCAGGAUUUCAAGGGUGAUAAACGUAAAAUCACAAGUUCAAGACCAACUGUUACGCAGGAAGGUAACUGGUCAUGCUGGUCUGCCUGGUCCGCCUGCAGAGGAGGGAAACGCACCAGGUCACGUAGCUGCAACACAGAUGGCCUCUCUGGUGCUUUGUGCAGAGGAGACACAAACAGUGAAGAAUACUGCUAACAGCAAAAGAACCAAUUUACAGAAUUUCUUUCUCUUUCCACUUCACAAACGAGAUUUAAAUGCAUAUUCUGGACAUGAGGAGGUGUAAAAAAUGUAUUUGGACCUAAAUUAAACAUUUAGGUUCAAGUGGGCUUUGUCUGUGCAUCUUUCAACUUUAGUUCACUCAGAUACUGUUGGCUGAAAUAUGUAUUAAUGGGCUAAUAACUCAUUUUUAAAAGUAUGUGGCCACAUUCCAUCUGGCUGCACUGUGCAAAUAAGAACCAGAUGAGUAGAAGACGUCUGGGUGGAAAGAGAACUGACAAUUGAGGAGAAAUAGAAACAGCCAGUGGACAGAAACUGUAGAUUUGGAGGUGUUAGACCUACAAUAAACACAACAUACGGGAUGACAUAUGUCCAUUCUGCUUUGUUUAUAUGCAUUUUACAGUCCCCAAAAUAUGUUUCAUGCAUGU
Archocentrus centrarchus (flier cichlid) is the source of this 2213-nucleotide messenger RNA. RefSeq names its product complement component 9 (gene c9). Lineage: Eukaryota; Metazoa; Chordata; Actinopteri; Cichliformes; Cichlidae. The transcript is spliced from 11 exons. Gene Ontology annotation, cellular component: membrane attack complex. Gene Ontology annotation, molecular function: protein binding. Bases 1 to 1764 code for a protein of 587 amino acids. Gene Ontology annotation, biological process: complement activation. The record is from RefSeq and is a predicted model, not a curated record.